CUCCGCUCAGGAUGCUUGAUUGUAGGUGAUGAUGGCGGAAGAGGAGCUGCGCUGAGUUUUCUCCCAGUUUUUUUUAAAAAUAGACCCCUAUCAGACGCUCGUCAGCAGAUCUCGUCUUUCUCCUCCGUCUCACUCAGAGGGACUAUGGGGAAUGAAGCGAGCCUCGAAGGAGAGGGCCAGCCGGGGCAACCGGGAGGCGCUGUCCCCGCUGCUGGAGCCCCGGCUUCCAUUUCAGCACCAGCGGGCGGCGGACAGCUCCUCAAGCCGAGCAACGGAGCGCCUGCCGGGGGAACAGGCGCCGGACACGGCCCGGCGAUGAACAGUAUCCAAGGCAAACCUAAUCAGACAGACCCGAGCAUGGGACCCAAACCUGGGGGUCCACUGGGCGCAGGACCCGGCCCCGGAGCGCCGACGCAGCCUCAGGGACCCGGUCAGGGUCAGGCUGCACGGAAGAACCUCCAGGUGGACGUGGGGAGCAACAAAGGUGGACACCCCGUCUCGCCCGGAAGCAGCGCUCCCACCUCGCCCUAUUCUUUGCCCCAGAUCGCACCCAUGCCCAGCAGCAAGCUCUGUCCGGUUUGCAAGACCGCAGAUCUGACGGGCACCACAGAUGGCCAGCCAAACUACAAUAAAUGCACGCAGUGCCGCUCCAUGGUGUGCAACCAAUGCGGAUUCAACCCCAACCCUCAUCUCACUGAGGUGCAGGAGUGGUUGUGUCUGAACUGUCAAAUGCAGAGGGCAUUGGGGAUGGAUAUGGAGACACCACGGUCGAAAAGCCAACAGCAGAUCCACUCACCAUCUCAGCCCAGCAAACCUCCUCCCCAGACUGUAUCCCAACCCACACCGCCCCCACAGAUCCAGCCCCAACCCACACUGCCCCCACAGAUCCAGCCCCAACCUCAACCCCAACCUCAGUCCCAGCCUCCCCCAGAAGCUAAGAAGCUGACCGUCCCGCAAGCUGCCCCUCAAAGCAAACCCCCAGCUCCAGGUGCUAUUCCUCUUCCAGGCAUGGCCAAAGCCCCAUCCCAGCCUGACCUAUCCCGCUCGGGCCCCGGAUUCCAGUCUCAAGCACCGCGACAAGACCAGACUCGCAGCGCCGGAAGUUCCCCAUCCCGUCAACCUCCUCCGCCAGAACAGCCCUUCGGAAAACUCUUCGGUUUCGGCGCUUCUCUCUUGAACCAGGCCAGCAGUUUGAUGUCUGUGGAUCCGGUGCAAAGUGCACCACCGGCCCAACCACCUUCCUCCCCCAAGCCCCCGCAGAAACAGCCGGGACUCCCUGGACCUGGUCCGGGUCCUGCAGCGGGUGCUAAACCCGCAGCCCAGCCAGGUCCACCCCGGCAGGAAGUUUCUUCAAAGCCCAAAGUGUUCUGUCCACUGUGUAAGACUGAGCUAAACAUUGGAGAUCCAGCCAAGAGCCCGAACUACAACCUCUGCACCGAGUGCCACACCCAAGUCUGCAACAUGUGCGGAUUCAAUCCCACACCUCACCUGACCGUGAAGAAAGAAUGGCUGUGUUUGACAUGCCAGACCCAGAGAGCAAUGUCAGGGAGCUUAGGGGAUAUUCCUCCUCCUGUGCCAUCAUCCGUUGGAUCUCCCCGACUACCAGGCCCAGCCAAUCAACAACAGCAGCGAGGGCCCAGUCAGCAAGCUGCGCUGAGACCUACCGGCCCUCAGCAGCAAAAGCCACCUGGUGCCCAAGUAAGUGGUCCUUUUUCUCCGGUAAAGCAAGGGGCGCCACAAUCCAAGGGCCCCUCUCAACAAUUUCCUACAACUAAGGCUGAGACAGAAAAACAAGAUCAAGGCAUUAACAAGAAACAAGCUAUGUUCAAAACAGAAAAAGAGGGGGACAUCAAAGCAACAUCUAAAAAGGGAACAUCGGAUAAAAAAGAUGAGAAGAAAAGUAGUGGCAAGCAGAAAUCUAAACACGAUGACGAUUCCAACAAGUCUAGCACACAGAGUCUGAGUGAUACAGGCUACUCCUCUGAUGGUAUAUCCAGCUCCCAGAGUGAGAUUACUGGCUUGAUCCAAGAGGACUCUAUGAAGCUCAGUGAGAGGGGGAUUUCUGACCAACGCAGCCCCCCAAGUCCAUCUGAACUAACAAAACUGGAAAGUUCAAUGCGACCUCUGUUGGAGUCACAUACAGCCAUUGACCAAGGACAGCAUUGUGAUGGAAGAGACACAGCAGAACAGCAGAGACCUCAAUCUCUGUCUAUAACACAAGAUCAGGAAUAUGAGUCUGAUGAGGAAGCAUCGGAUGAUCUCAGUUGUAAAUUACGACAUGAUUAUGUGGAAGACAGUAGUGAAAGUGGCCUUUCUCCAUUACCACCCCGACAGAAGAAGUCACAGAAAAACCUGACUGAUGAGGAGUUCAUGAGGAGACAGAUUCUGGAAAUGAGUGCAGAUGAGGAAGACACAGCAGAUGUUGAGGGCCACGUGAAGACAAAAAGGAGCCAUAAACACAGCGGAGAUCUAGGAAAAGAGAGACGUCGCCUGACGCAGCAAUCUAGCAGUUUUGAAGAAGAAACUAAAAGCACUGAUAGCUACAAAUCGGGUGAAGCGGAUGACAUGAUGGCCUCACAAGGUGGUCUGAGACGAUUUAAAACUAUUGAACUGAAUAAUACAAAUAGCUAUAAUCGUGACAUGGAACUCAGCACAGAUCAUGACCUCAGGGAGCCUGAGCUUGAGAUGGAAAGCCUUACUGGGUCACCUGAAGAAAGGUCCAGGGGAGAAUACUCAUCAACCCUCCCUGCAACCACACCGAGUUAUACCUCUGGAACUUCUCCAACCUCUGUGUCAUCAAUGGAAGAUGAUAGUGAUAGCAGUCCUAGCAGAAGACAAAGGCUUGAGGAAGCAAAGCAGCAAAGAAAAGCAAGGCAUCGAUCCCAUGGUCCACUAUUGCCCACCAUUGAGGACUCCUCAGAAGAAGACGAGUUGCGAGAAGAAGAGGAACUUCUGAGAGAGCAGGAAAAGAUGAGAGACUUAGAGCAGCAAAGGAUUCGCAGUACAGCCAGAAAAACUAAACGGGACAAAGAGGAACUGAGAGCGCAGAGACGCAGAGAGAGAUCGAAGACACCUCCUAGUAACCUUUCACCCAUUGAAGAUGCAUCACCAACAGAGGAACUCAGACAAGCUGCUGAAAUGGAAGAACUACAUAGAUCAUCCUGCUCAGAAUACUCUCCCUCCAUGGAUUCAGAAGCUGAAGGAUUUGAAAUGGGUUCAAAGCUGUACAAGUCUGGCAGUGAAUAUAAUUUACCUACAUUUAUGUCUUUGUACUCUCCAACAGAAAAAACUUCUGCUGUCUCUCCAUCUGCGGCAGAGAAAUCAUUAAAAAGUGCUGAAGAGGUUUAUGAGGAAAUGAUGCGAAAAGCAGAGAUGAUGCAAAAGCAGCAACGUGCACCAGGAAGACAAGGACAACAAAACCAGGAAAGAGUCCUUCAAACAGACAAGAAACAUCAUUUAGAUUCUGGAACAACUUCUUUGAGUCCAGGUACAAGUCCUACCCAGAUCUCAGCUCCAGUUUCAUUCUCUGGAAAUGAUCCUUCAGGAAGAGGGACACAAAGAGUACAUGCUACACAACAAAGUCAAGUUAGAAUAAGCAACCAAACCUCCAAAGGAAGCCAUGUUACUGGCUCCCAACAGUCUCAAGUUAGGCAGCCUGCUCCCACACAGCCUCAAGGAAGACCUGGUGUUCAGGGGAAAGUACAGGGUCAAGUGCCAGAUCCUGGAGCGUCCUCCUUGACAUCAAAGAUGUUCUCAUAUCUUAAAGGCUCAAGUCCUUCCACAUCCCCUUCCACUUCUCCCACACAAAGUCCAACACGUGCCCCUGCACCUUGUACAACUUCUACUGUGGCACCUACUCAGACUUCUCAGAUCCCUCAUAGAGCUGGGGCACCACGUCUUUCAAGACAGCAGUCCUCCCAAGAUUCCCCUGCUAUGGUAUCAGGAACUAGCAGUCAAAUCAAACCAGUGACAGUGAAUUCCUCCACCUCACCUUUAUCCUCACCAACAAAAGACAGCCAACAGACAAUUUAUCAGACUCAACAUGCAACAACAAAGUCACCCACAUCACCACAAAAAUAUCCAGCUCACCCAUCACCUCAACAUAGCUUGCAAAGGACACAGAUAUCGGAAAGAGUUAGCGUGGCUGUGAGCACUGCCACCUCUGCUGGUUCCCAAAGUAGUGGAUCUCUUCCAGUGGGAAACAUAUCCUUGUGUAGAAUCUCCACAGUACCUGGUACCUCAAGAGUUGUAGAGCAAGGCACAGUUGGUCCAUGUAGUAAUAUAGUGGAUCUUAGAGCACCAAUGAAGCCUGCGCCAAUUAUCAUGACAGACCAGGGUAUGGACUUAACAUCUCUAGCUUCUGAUACACGUCGAUAUUCACUUGAUACAGAAACACCACCAAGCCGUCAUACUGCUGUACAACCUCUUAUUAUGAAUCUAAAUGCACAGGCACAACCUCCGUUGUCAACAACUACACCAACAACUGUAAGUGUGACUGUGGCAGCAUCCAUGUUCAUAUCACAGCCAAAACAACCAGUCGUUUAUGGAGAUCCUUUACAAAAUAGAGUCGACUUUGGUCAAGGAGUUGGAUCUGCAGUCUGUCUGACCCAGACCAGGCCAAUUAUCACAGAUCCAUCCAUUCCAAAAAUUGAUGCUUGUCUGGAAAAUUUAGGCAUUCAACAGCAACAACUUCAGAAGCAGCAACAGAAGCUUCAGCAGCAACAAGAGCUCCUUGAGCAACAGCUCCAGCAGCAUCAACAAAAUGCAUCUUUUGCCCGGUACAACUUAGCUAAUCAAGUGCAGCCAAUAUUGUUGAAGAAGGACUUGGUCGUAAGCCAGAACACUUGUGGAGGGACCCAAACAGCAGUAAGCUCUAUUCCCAAGAUAUCUCCGCUACCUCCACCACUAUUAUCAUGCUCUGCGUCUACCACCCCUACACUUGGUCAUGACAUAUAUGGUGGGGUGGCUUUGGAACUAAAGAAUAAGCCUGCUGUAAUGAAUCUCUCCACAGGAAAGCCCCAGGUAAUGAUGGUGCAGUUGGAUGAGAAUAGCACUCAAGGAGGUACAGUGACCCAGCUUGUUAAAAGAGAGGAGCCGCCUCCACCAGUAGAAGUUCUAGAUCUCACUGGACAGAUUAAACCAGAGAAGCAGUUAGCUUGCUGUGACGUUGUCUACAAUUUGCCAUUUGCAGGUAGUUGCUCAGGUCCUUUUACUCAGAGAGGUAAAACAGCACCAUCAGAUCCUUCUGCAGAGCCAUCCCAAGCACCUGGAAAAGAUGGCUACCAAACAGUAAACAUACAAGCAUCUGCAGAUGAACGCAAAUCUUUUACCUUGUCUCCUCCCGGACGACUUCCACCAUCAAUGUCAGACAACAAUUUAGCAGGUUCAAGUCUCCAAUAUUAUCAAAGGACUGACCCUGGGGACCUAGCAGUGGAUUUAAGCACCAUGAAGCAGGCUUAUGAGGCAGGAUAUCUUGGAAUGGGUGCCCAAUAUGGAUCUUACACAGAUCUACGCCAUCAAGGAGGUGAUUCAGCUCCACCAUUACCUUUGCGAAGAUAUGGCUCAAUGUCCAAUAUAAAUGCGGAGUAUAGUCAUCUUUCACGUGAUCUUGGUGGUUUUCAAGAAUCCAAUCUUGCACAGUAUAGUGCCACUACAGCCAGAGAGAUUAGCAGAAUGUGUGCUGCUCUUAACUCCAUGGAGCAGUUUGGUAGCCGCUAUACCAGUAAUCCUGAGCUUCUGCAGUUUGGUGCUGGGAGAGCAGGCCCUGCAGGAAGACUUAAUCUUCAACAAGGCCUAGAAUCUAUUAGAGCCAAUCUCUUGUAUGGUCCUGAUGGCAGACCAACAGUACAUGGUCAGACACUUACAAAUUUAAUCAAUGCUAGACAGGCUAGCCUAAGGUCUUUGUAUCCCCCUGCUGUAAGGACAGCUGAUGGCAUGAUAUAUUCUACUAUCAACACCCCAAUAGCCUCCACCCUGCCAAUCACCACCCAGCCUGCCCCUGUUCCCAAUCCCAUGUUAAGAGCAGUAUACGGAUCUUACCCUUCAGCCAGUGUAACUGCUGUACCUCUGGCUAGCCUCACCAGGUUGCCUCAAGUCACCCCAAGAAUGCCUCUUAAUGCCCAAGGACCUUACAGAUAUCCUCCUCCAAAUAAAUUUUCAGUAACAGCUCCAGAUACUUCAUCAGGAAGUGUGCCACCUUCUAGUACAUCCCAGGAAGCUCCAGUUUACCUGGGAAAGCCUACAGCACCUGGCAGUAUGUCAACAACUUCAUCACCUAAAACUGGUCAACCUAUUUCAAAUUUGGGUCUGCAAGGUGUACAACCAGCUCAUACAAGUACUGUGCCAGUUCAAUCAGUUGGAAAUGAACAGGCUCCCUUGUCUCAUAUUUCAGUAGAUGGUACUACAACACAACUCCCAAUACAGCCCCAAACUCAACCACAGUCACUGGUCAAAAGUCAGGAACAAACUCAUACUCAAAGCCAGCCACAGACACAGCCUCAAAAAUUGACAGUGCCACAAAAACAGUCCCAGGCAAUUACUAGAGUUUUUCCAGAUGCAUCUGGCAGUACCACUAUAACCACAUCUGCUAAUAUUGAGAGGGAAAAAGAAGAGGAACGAUUGCGACUACAACAGGAGCAGCUCUUGCAGCUAGAGCGAGAACGUGUUGAGUUAGAGAAAUUGCGUCAGCUACGUUUACAAGAGGAGUUGGAGAGGGACCGCAUGGAACUUCAGAGGCACAGAGAGAAAGAACAUCUGCUCAUGCAGCGGGAGAUACAAGAGCUACAGACCAUCAAGCAGCAGGUUCUUCAGCAGCAACAAGCUGAAAGGGAAACCCAGCUUGUGAUGCAAAGGGAGCAGUUGGCACAUCAAAGGAUGCAGCUAGACCAUAUUCAGUCCCUACAACAGCAACUCCAGCAGCAGCUUGAAGACCAAAAGAGGCAGAAAACAGCAGCCAUUGAAGCAGCAGCAGCAGAGGCGGCAGCUGCUUCGGCGACGGCUGCAGCAGCAGCUACCACAGCUCAAGGGGCAAUUCAAGGUGUAAUGGUUGGUGCAACGACACCUCAAACCAUCUCAAUUAUCUAUGAUCAGAGUGGUAGAAUUAUUCCUCAAGAGGGCCAGAGUGUGCAGAUCUUGCCAUGUGCUGAUGGGCAGGUGGUCCAGGCUGUGGUGUCCACUAGGCCUUUGCACAGCUCUUCUUCAGAGAUGUCGCUUAAAAAUAGUGAAGAUCAGGGAGAUGGUCGGAUUAUGAAGAAACAAAACUCUAUGCCUCGUUUGAGGAAUGGGUCAGAGGAUGAGUCAUGCAAGAGAAUUGCAGAUUGCAGUGUCCAAACUGAUGAUGAAGACACAGAGGAUAAACUCAUGUCUCGUCGUCGUAGAACUAGACGUAUAGCUGACUGCAGCGUUCAGACAGAUGAAGAAGACCAGGGUGAGUGGGACAGUCAGCCAAUACGCCGCAGACGUUCAAGAUACUCCAAGCACUCUGAACCAACUGCAGAGACUAAGUGCGAUGCAUCUAAAUCUAGCAUUGCCAUUCAGACCACUAAUGACUCCUCAUGUCAGACUGAGUCAGACCAGUUGAGUAGAAUCUCUCCAGCCAUCCACAUUACCAUGGCUGAAACAUCAAAGGUUGAACUUCUUCACUACAUAUCUGCUCCAGAAAGAACCCAUAAGGGAGAGAGUUUAGCCUGUCAAACUGAUCCAGAGGCACAAUCCCAAGGAGUUGUUGCUCCUCAGCUUAGUGUUCCCACUACUGUUAGUCCCUAUUCCACUAGUCUGCAAUUAGUUGGUGCCACGCCAACCAAGUUUGAAAGGAGAAAGCCAGACCCAUUAGAUAUUGGAUACCAGCAAGCUCAGCAGCAAAAUGAAUCUCCUUCCCGUCAGCCUCCCAAAUCUCCACAAGUGCUGUACUCUCCAGUGUCUCCGUUGUCUCCCCAUCGUAUGUUGGAGACUACAUUUACUUCCAGUGAGAAGCUUAACAAGGCACAUGUGACUCCCCAACAAAAAGCCUUCAUUGCAGAGUCACCACAAAGGCAUCAGACUAUUCCAAGGCCCAUAAAGAGUGUUCAGCGGUCCAUGUCAGAUCCUAAGCCUCUCAGUCCAACAUCAGAGGACCCAGCCAAGACCAAAUUCUCCUUAUACCAAAGUCAAACCAGCCCAGCAAGCCAGAUGUCUGCCUUGCAGCAGCAGAACGCAAUGAUGAGAAAGGUGAAGAGAACUCUCCCAAGUCCCCCUCCAGAUGAGACACCUGUACCGAUUGUAACACCAGCAAUUCCCCAUAUAUACACUUCUCCCGGAGCAUCCCAGAGGGUUUUGCCACGUCCUGUACAAGGUGCAAUGAAGGCAGGCUUGCUGAGUGAACUGAAAGCCGUAGAGCAAGAAUCCACCAAAUUACGUAAACAACAGGUAGAGUUAGAGGAAGAGGAAAAGGAGAUUGAUGCUAAGUUGCGAUGCUUGGAACUGGGCAUCACUCAGCGCAAGGAAACCAGGGUUAAAGAUAGAGAGAGGCGAGAGUUUGCAUACCUGCGAUGCAUGGGGGAUGCACGUGACUACAUGUCAGACAGUGAGCUGAAUAAUUUGCGACUAGCUGGGGUAGCACCAGGCACCUAUGAAGAAAAUGGAAUGUUGUCACGCCCAAGUACAGCACCUCUUAACCAGUUUACUACUGAUUUGAAUGCAUCUCAGUACCCUCCUACCUCCUCAUAUGUUCCAUAUCAAUAUCCACAGGCCCAGCCCACACCCACACAACCACCCACUGCAGCCUAUCAGCAGAUUGGGUUUCAGACAACACCAUAUCCAACCUCCUCACAGCCCCAGCCUGGAACCUUCCAACCUCAUCCUCCUCAACCUUCAUCCUAUCAGACCCCAGGGCCAUACCAGACUCAUAGCUAUGGUCAGCCUACUUAUGAGACUGAUCUUGGUUCGCAGCAGUCCAGUCACCAGGGAUUCCAACCACCCCCUGCACCUUUACCAGGGCAGACCCUACCUUAUCCUGCACAGAGCAUGUCCUUCCAACCCCACACAGACAUGCUUUCUGCCUAUCAAAGGCCAAGGCAAACCUCUCUUGCUGAUCUUGAACAGAAGCUACCCACAAACUAUGAAGUUAUCAGUAAUCCUUCAUUUCCAAUCGCAACAUCAGCUCAAGAAACUGGAUUUAGUGGUGUCUAUUCCUCACCCCUGAACAAUGCUUAUGGUCAGUAUCGCCCCUCUGACCAACCUCUGACUGAACGUAUCCCAAGUCCAUCAUCAGGAUAUGUAACAGAUGGUGUCUAUGCCACAAAUCUAGAACAAAAUAUCCCCAGAAAUUAUGUCAUGAUUGAUGAUAUCAGUGAACUUACAAAAGAAAACAUGGGGUCCGCUGACAUGUCACGGGUAGGUUAUGGAAGUGAGAAUGGCCCACGUGGACCAACUUAUGGCAAUGGCUCUGAGAAUUUAUAUGGAAGAACUUCAAAUACUUAUCAAAGUGCAGUAGACAGCCAUGGACAUUCAAGUACCACUGUAAGUGGUGGUACGGGUUAUUAUUAUGAUGACUAUAAGCAUUCAUCCCGUAGCAGUGGAGGAAUGGGAAGCCAAAAACACUCAUCCAAAAAUUUGGCACCUGCUGUUUCGUCCAAACGUAGCAAACAUAGGAAGCAAGGCAUGGAACAAAAGAUAUCCAAAUUCUCUCCAAUUGAAGAAGCUCGAGAUGUAGAAUCUGAUCUAGCCUCCUACACCAUGACAACAUCAACAGGUGGUAGUUGCACUGUGGUGUCCAGGACUGGCGUGAAAAAGAGUUAUGAUCAACAGAAGUACUACGGAUCAAGAGAGGCUUUGGAAGAGGAUGAUCGUCUUUAUGGAUCCGGACGAUCAAGGUCUACAGGUUAUGGUAUGGAUAAAAUUUCCUCCAGAGAUUCAAGUGGUUACCGAAGUAAGUCUUAUGAGAGGGACGCCAUGGAAAGAUCACAGAGGGGCACACAUGGCCGUAGUGGCCGUCCUUCUAUGCGUACGCAGAACUCAGAGGAAGAGAGCCCUCUGAGUCCUGUUGGAAAGCCCAUGGGAAUUGGUCGUGGCUCUGUGCCAGAUCCCCAUGAUGUACGGAAUCAGUAUGGCUCCAGUCAUUCCUUACCAGAUGUACAGGACCACCAUUUAAGGGAUAUGCCUAAGAGUCAUGUAUAUAAGCCAGAUGACCCUUACCUUGCAGAUGAUAUGCACUGUGCUGUUUCAGACAGUGAAGCCUAUCAUUUGGGUCAGGAGGAAACAGACUGGUUUGAAAAACCACGUGAACCUCGGUCAGAUCGCUCUAGACACCAUGGGAGUGGAAGUCACUCAUCCUCUAGCAGGAGGAGCAAUGUAAAGCACACUUACCAUGAUUAUGAUGAGCCUCCUGAAGAAGACCUGUGGCCUCAAGAUGAGUACGGACAUCAACGACAUUCCUCUUCCACCUCAUCUCGGGAACACCGUCACCAUGGAAGUAGUUCAGGAAGACAGUCUUCUUCCCGUCAUUCAUCAGAUGAUCCCAGGUCAUCUCGUUCUUCACGAUCACAUCCAAAAGAUCCUUCCACCCGCUCAGACGGCCGUGUCACAUCAUCCUCCACACAGAAAAGAUCCUCCGAUCCACGAUCUGCAAGCCCCCGAGACUCAGGAGACUACUCCCGUGACCCAUCAAGCCACCACCAUGGCUCAAGUGGACAACGGGGGCAGAGGCAACCAGGCUCAUCAAGAAGGCAGGAGCCCUCUUCAGGUUCCAGGCCACCGCAGGGUCUUGGAGAGCAGCAGCCACAAUCGCAGCAAGGACAGCAGCGAUCUACAGCAGGCCAGCAAAUGUCUGCCAAGCAGACAGGGCCUCAGCUACCUGAAACAGGGCAGCAAGGACAACAACAACUGGGACAAACAACUCGUACACAGCAGCAGCCACCACAGCAACCCGGGCAACAGCCAGCAACCACAAUGGGAGCAACUCAGUCCACAACCACAGCUGCUAGCAUGGGAACAGGUACAACUCAGCAACAAUCUAAGCCAGGUCAGGCUCCAGCACAGGCAAGACAACAGCCAGGAGGACCACCCACUGCCCAGCCAGCUGCUGCUAUGGCAAAACCUGACACAGCUGUGCCUGCUCCUGCGCCUGCUCCUGCACCAACUCCUGCAGUUGCUAUUGGAUCAAAAGCUGCACCACAGGCUGCAAAAACACCCCCGAUUCCUGCCACAGGAAUUGGUUCAAAGGCAGCACCCCGGCCAGGGGGUGUAGGCAGUGCUGCACAGCAGCCUGCCGAAGGGGAAAAUGUUCUUACAAAGAUCCUGCAGGGAGGAGCAGUGGAGCAAGCUGGAAAAAUAGGAGAUGCUGUAUCUGCUCUCGGGAAGAAGUUUACUUCAUUUUGGUGAUCAGCUGAUAGGAAGUUGGGGUGACUUGGAGUUAGAACUGGAAAAACCUAUGAAACUGCUUCUGCAAUUUAACAUCUCUAGCUGAGGGCGGGGUACACCUGAGGAAACUGAUGUAUCAUCCAAACUUGAAGUUUCAAUGAAAACAUUAAGACAGAAUUCACAGGCAUGGUCUAUCCGAUGAUAUCUGCAUAACCAAACAAACAUGGAGGCUAAAUCUCUUCCAGAGUGUUUCCAUAGUUGCCGUUGAAGCAAUUACAAUUCCCAAAAUGCCAAACUGCCUGUUCCGAUUCAGGUUUUUCUAGACAGUUAUGUCUUCCCUUAUAUGACAUAAUCUGUGCUCAGGUGACCCCCCCUCUUCUAUAAACAGCAUGAAGAUGUCAGACAGCUGCAGUUCUUAGCUUUUUGCAGUCCUAAUGAAGACUUCUAUGCCCAGAUUCGAAGAGACCGUAGCAGAGAAAGAGAACGACUACCUUACAAAGGCUUCAUACAAACUCUGUUUAAAAAUGUAUGCUCGAUUUCUAAGAUCUUGACAUUCCAAUAUGGCGAUGAUUGACCCUCUCUAUUAAUGUUUUUGUUUCUUCCUUAACCUUUUUGUCACGUGUGUAAUGAAUGCAAAUGUGUAAACCGUGGACAUGGAAUGCUCGCACAAAAAAGAUAUAUGUAUACAUAUAUGAGAUAUAUAUAUGAAUAUAUAUGAAUCCAUAUCUAGACAACUUUCAGAGUCUCUAAGGGUGAAGCCAUGUGCACCUUGUGUAAAAAGCUGGUUAUUUAACGUAAAACUAUCAGUCAAGUGCAGAGGUCAGUAAUAUCAGAAUGUUAGCAUAGUCUUGUUUGUCUUUUAUCAACCAUUAAGCCAUUGCUACCCUAUUCCAGAUAUUUUAUUUUUAUUUAUUUAUUUGCUUUAGCUUAUUUUCAGUUUUGCCUAAUUUUCUUUUAAAUUAAGAGCCUUACUAAUAUUUUUUACUUGUAUACCUCACAUAUUU
Molecule: messenger RNA, 12338 nt
Organism: Sinocyclocheilus grahami
Lineage: Eukaryota; Metazoa; Chordata; Actinopteri; Cypriniformes; Cyprinidae
Product: protein bassoon-like
Exons: 13
Coding region: 145-11355 (3736 amino acids)
Biological process (GO): protein localization to synapse; presynaptic active zone assembly
Cellular component (GO): axon; cytoskeleton of presynaptic active zone; glutamatergic synapse
Molecular function (GO): structural constituent of presynaptic active zone; metal ion binding
Source: RefSeq, a predicted model, not a curated record